Camellia sinensis is the source of this 1240-nucleotide messenger RNA. Lineage: Eukaryota; Viridiplantae; Streptophyta; Magnoliopsida; Ericales; Theaceae. The record is from RefSeq and is a predicted model, not a curated record.
GAACUAAUUCUCUUUUUCUUUGUCUGCAGAUCUCAAAAGUGUGGGAGCUUCCAGUCUCAAUUCUUCUAAAACUCACUAUCCCCCAGACUUCUCCUUCUCAAUGGAACAGAUUCUAUCGAUCUGCCAACAUUGUUCUUUGCCCGCUUGCCCUUCUAUACUCUUGUAACUCAUUCAUGCCACUAAAUCAUCCCAUCAGUUUUCUCCUUCCGAAUUCCCAUUUUCCUCUCUGGCUAGUAGUACUCUUUGCAUGCUCCUCUCUAGCAGUUCUUCACUACAUAGUCCAAAAAGAGCCCCCCAAAACCGAGGAAAUUCCCGUAGUGCUCAUAGCAUUUGUAAUGAGCGUAUUUUGGAUCUCUGUCAUGGCCGGGGAACUCCUAAACUGCCUUGCAGCUCUCGGAGCACUUCUUGAGUUGCCUCCUGCACUACUUGGGCUGACAGUACUUGCAUGGGGAAACUCAGUGGGUGAUCUUGUUGCUGAUGUGGCAGUCGCUAAAGCGGGCCAGCCAGCGCUGGCCAUGGCUGGUUGCUUUGCCGGGCCUAUGUUUAACAUGCUUUUUGGGCUUGGCACGGCUUUGGUAAUACAGACUGCCAAUGUGUAUCCAAAAGCUUACGAACUCCAUUUCCAUGUUAGUAUUGUGGUUGCGUUUGUGUUCUUGCUUCUAAGCCUGAUGGGUUCCCUAUUAGUAAUAACUUGGUAUAGGUUUCGGGUACCUAGAUUUUGGGGAUUUUGCCUUGUUGGUCUCUAUGUUUCUUUUAUGGCAGUUAGCUUAGUUAUUGCCAAGUUUACUGUGUGAUUUUUUCCACAUGCCUGGAGAGCAUUUUAUCUGAUAAUUGCUGAACCAGCAGUGGUGAUCACGGGAAGAUUACAUGGCAAAUUCAGUGUUUAGGGUUAUAGCUGCUCAUGAAAUGCUUAUAUCAUUCAUCAUAAGAAGAUAAUUUGCUGUAUUUACUGUGGUGAAAGUGUUGAUCUUCCCUUGUCUGCCCAAAGUUGAGGUCAUGGAUACAUCCCAUUUUCAGUUUGAAGGCACGGAGCAUACAUCUUGUAUCAUUUUUUUAUUCUUUCAGAAAAUAUACUUCUGUUCAGUUUUCCUGCUUUAUUCACACGGGGCGAGAUAUUUAUUAUUUAGCUGACAAUCACCAAAUAUUAAAAGUGAUUUAAUUUGUCAUGGACGUGUUGUAGUCAUGGCAAGAAGAUUUAGCAUUUUAUAUUUGACCGGUCUAUUUUCAUGAUUUUGUUACA